AUGGGUGUCUGGCAAGAGACCCUCAACGGCACGCGCUCUGGCCCAACUACGACACAGAAGGAAGCAAGGAGGCUUAUUAGUGACGCCAAGGGGAGCAGGAGCAGUGCGGAGCAUAAUAUAGUCUCCUCGCACGUCCCCGACGUCCCGCUGCCCUCUGGGAACGCUGCCGCCUACGUCCUGGAGACCGCUAAAGAAUGGCCCAACAGAACUGCGCUGGAGUGUUCGCUGACGGGCCGCAGCUACACGUACGGGCAGCUGGUGGACGCCGUGGCCAGGUGGGGCGGGCAGCUGCUGAGGCUGGGCCUGAGGCGGGGAGACACUCUGGCCGUGAUGAUGCUCAACUGCCCCGAGUACCCCGUGGUGGUGCUUGGGGCGCUCUCCGUCGGGAUGUCCUGUACGGGCAUUAAUCCGGCAUAUACUGCAGAGGAGGUGAGCCGGCAGCUGCAGGACAGUGGCGCCUCCCUGGUGGUGCAUGACAACCACACAGGCAAGGUGGUGGAGGCCGCGCUGGCCCUCCUGAAGAAGCCGCUGCGAAGGAUCCUAAACACAGACUCCUCGCCGCCCGCCGGAGUGGUCAGCCUGAGGGGCCUCGGACUCGUGGGGCAAAGCAACAGCGCGCAGGCGUCACUUCAGGAGCAAAGCAACACACCACACACUUGA
Molecule: messenger RNA, 660 nt
Organism: Eriocheir sinensis (Chinese mitten crab)
Lineage: Eukaryota; Metazoa; Arthropoda; Malacostraca; Decapoda; Varunidae
Exons: 4
Coding region: 1-660 (219 amino acids)
Molecular function (GO): CoA-ligase activity
Source: RefSeq, a predicted model, not a curated record